GCCCAUUUCCAGCAGUCACAAUGGCCCGCCGUCCCGCGAGAUGUUACCGCUACUGCAAGAACAAGCCCUACCCUAAGUCCCGGUUCAACCGUGGUGUUCCCGACCCCAAGAUCCGUAUCUUCGAUCUGGGACGUAAGAAGGCCAACGUCGACGACUUCCCUCUGUGCGUGCACAUGGUCUCCAACGAGUACGAACAGCUGUCCUCCGAGGCCCUCGAAGCCGCCCGUAUCUGUGCCAACAAGUACCUCGUCAAGAUCACCGGUAAGGAAGGUUUCCACAUGCGUGUGCGUGUGCACCCCUUCCACGUCAUCCGUAUCAACAAGAUGUUGUCCUGCGCCGGAGCCGAUCGUCUCCAGACUGGUAUGCGUGGUGCCUUCGGUAAGCCCCAGGGUACCGUUGCCCGUGUGAACAUCGGCCAGAUCAUCCUGUCCGUCCGCACCCGUGACUCCAACCGCGCCGCCGCCAUCGAGGCUCUGCGCCGUGCCCAGUACAAGUUCCCCGGUCGCCAAAAGAUCAUCGUCUCCAAGAACUGGGGCUUCACCCCCGUCCGCCGUGAGGACUACAUCCAGCUCCGCAACGAGGGCAAGCUCAAGCAGGACGGUGCCUACGUCCAGUUCCUGCGUGGCCACGGUCUGAUCGAGGAGAACAUGAAGCGCUUCCCUAACGCCUACGAGAACCUGUCUCAGGCUUAGAUGGUUUCCCAGUAGCGUUAGAGAAAAGAGAUGAAAAAAUGACAACCAAUUUUCAGUUCCCCGUUUUCAUGUUACCCCCCCAUCCUGGAAAGGAUUUGAUGUCAUUUAGUGGUGCUCUCACGUACGGCGGAGUUGAUUAAUCAUGGAAUUUCC
Messenger RNA from Aspergillus novofumigatus IBT 16806, 845 nucleotides. Its product is annotated as 60S ribosomal protein uL16. Gene Ontology annotation, biological process: ribosomal large subunit assembly; translation. Gene Ontology annotation, cellular component: cytosolic large ribosomal subunit; ribosome. Gene Ontology annotation, molecular function: structural constituent of ribosome. The transcript is spliced from 3 exons. The coding region runs from base 21 to 692 and encodes 223 amino acids. Lineage: Eukaryota; Fungi; Ascomycota; Eurotiomycetes; Eurotiales; Aspergillaceae. The record is from RefSeq and is a predicted model, not a curated record.